Molecule: messenger RNA, 2682 nt
Organism: Epinephelus lanceolatus (giant grouper)
Lineage: Eukaryota; Metazoa; Chordata; Actinopteri; Perciformes; Serranidae
Source: RefSeq, a predicted model, not a curated record
AUGAAGAAAUUUUUUAAGAGCAAAUCUCAGAGCGACAGCAAGAGACCUUUAAUUGAGAGUGAGAAUAACAACAACAACAACUGCAACAUAGAAGGAUACGAACGGGCCACUGGCGGGUAUGACAACCCUGUGGCUCAGAACGCCCUCAACACCCAGGAGGAAAAACGCCUGGAAAGUGAGGAACAAUUCUCACUUCAGGAACUAGCUGAACUUCUGGGUGUGGACCUUGAUGCCAGCACCACUGAGAAUGGAUCUUGUUGCUCAGUGCGCCCUGAGUCCAAUUCACGGCAGUAUCGCAUUGUUCGCCUCAUCCAACAAUCUGUGAACAAGCACUUCCCAAAGCCGCCGGCCGAUGCGGACAAGAACCUUCACCAGCACCUGAUAGAUGUGAAGGAAACUGUGCGCAAAGAGCUCGUGAAGCUGGGACCCCUGCUGGAAUCAGUGGGGUUGUUGGGAUGUCUGAUUGAAUGCUACCAUCGUCAGACAUUUCGUCACCUUGAUGCUCUGCUCCAGAACAUCAGCUCCCCCCAGAGUUCCUUGGCGCUGAUCAAGUGGGCCUCCCAAACAUAUCUGAGUCAGGAUCUGCUCGGUCACCCUGACCUUCAGAAAAUGGAUCCCAUAAAAGAAGCUGACCUCUUGCUGUUCACAGAGUGGGUCGAAAAGGCAAAGGACAAACUGCUUGAGAAUGUGCAGGAUGUGAAAAGGAGGAACAACGCCUGGAAAUAUCACAUUGUUCGCCUCAUCCAACAAUCUGUGAACCAGCACUUCCCAGAGCCGCCAGCCGAUGUGGACAAGAACCUUCACCAGCACCUGAUAGAUGUGAAGGAAACUGUGCACAAAGAGCUUGUGAAGCUGGGACCCCGGUUGGAAUCAGUGGGGUUGUCGGGACAUCUGAUUGGAUGCUACCAUCAUCAGACAUUUCGUCACCUUGAUGCUCUGCUCCAAGACAUCAGCUCCCCCCAGAGUUCCUUGGCGCUGAUCAAGUGGGUCUUCCAAACAUAUCUGAGUCAGGAUCUGCUCGGUCACCCUGACCUUCAGAAAAUGGAUCCCAUAAAAGAAGUUGACCUCUUGCUGCUCACAGAGUGGGUCGAAAAGGCAAAGGACAAACUGCUUGAGAAUGUGCAGACAGAGGUCAGAGGUCAGCUGGAGAAAAUCCUGCAGAUUAAGAGAGGAAACGAAGCCGAUGACGAACUUCAUCUGGACACUAUUUUGUGCAUCGAGGCCAUGCCCAAAGAAGCACAAAAAAUCAGCCCCAAACUGUCUGACCGUCUGCAGGAGGUUUGUUUCCAAGAGCUGCUUUUGUUUCUGAAGAGCUACUCUGCUACGCAGACUGAGAGACUUGGGGAAAUGGCAAAAAUGGACAACCCAGAGAUGAAAUGCUUCUUCCAGACUUUGAACAACUGUAAAAAUCUCAAGCUGCAUGUCCAAAAUAAAGGCACCCUUCUUGAGGAAGCUGUGGCAGUGCUUGAAAACCUGGAGGAUUCCACAGUGAAACUUGUGAUGGAAAUCGUAGCUGACAUCACAGAGAGCCACCUGAAGAAAUACUUCAAAUCGGAGAACAAGGAAUUCUUCCUCUUGAUUGACGAAGUAAGGAAUCAUUUCUCCGAGUUUUCCUGCUUUCAGGACAUACAAAAGGAUCUGCUCGGUCACCCUGACCUUCAGAAAAUGGAUCCCAUAAAAGAAGUUGACCUCUUGCUGCUCACAGAGUGGGUCGAAAAGGCAAAGGACAAACUGCUUGAGAAUGUGCAGACAGAGGUCAGAGGUCAGCUGGAGAAAAUCCUGCAGAUUAAGAGAGGAAACGAAGCCGAUGACGAACUUCAUCUGGACACUAUUUUGUGCAUCGAGGCCAUGCCCAAAGAAGCACAAAAAAUCAGCCCCAAACUGUCUGACCGUCUGCAGGAGGUUUGUUUCCAAGAGCUGCUUUUGUUUCUGAAGAGCUACUCUGCUACGCAGACUGAGAGACUUGGGGAAAUGGCAAAAAUGGACAACCCAGAGAUGAAAUGCUUCUUCCAGACUUUGAACAACUGUAAAAAUCUCAAGCUGCAUGUCCAAAAUAAAGGCACCCUUCUUGAGGAAGCUGUGGCAGUGCUUGAAAACCUGGAGGAUUCCACAGUGAAACUUGUGAUGGAAAUCGUAGCUGACAUCACAGAGAGCCACCUGAAGAAAUACUUCAAAUCGGAGAACAAGGAAUUCUUCCUCUUGAUUGACGAAGUAAGGAAUCAUUUCUCCGAGUUUUCCUGCUUUCAGGACAUACAAAAGAGAGUGAUGGACGACGUCUACAAGCUCAUCACUCACAGUUACCUGAAACAUCUAAUCCAAAACAGCCAGAGCAAACUGAGGAGGUGCUGGAGUCCUGAUUUUGAACAAACAGUUGCUGAGGAUAUGAAGUGGCUACAUAUAACCAUCUCAGACCUGGCUCCUGGUGUUCAAGAGUGGAACCUCAUGUUGCUGAAAGUCACAGAGCUGGUGGAGUGUAAGAGCACUGACACGUUGAAGCUCACAGUUGGAAGUAUGCAGAAAAAAUGUCUCACACGGAGUGAGGACCUGGAGCUCCUGCCCGCAUUGCUCCAAUGGAACAGACUUUCUGGAAGGCAGGUUAAGGAGGUGCUGAAGGUCCUGGAGGUCCUCCCAGGCUAUGAACCCAGACCGUUUUGGCAAUCCGUCUCCACUAUGAAGAAUUAA